GCGGCCGUUGAGCUUCUCCGUUCUAGUACUGUUUGUACAGAGAUAUCCGUGGAGUGGGUGGGGGAAAAGCGAGACACAGUCGACUGGAGGAACAGGGAGGAGCCGAAGCUGAACCAGAGAACAAGACGGGAUUCACAGCUGAGCUUAUUCACCGCUACCUCUGUGCUCAAGUUCCCUCCGCUUGUGGGGAACAGUUUCUGAAAGUAGAGUUUUGCAAAGUUAGUUUCUGGAUUCUUCUAGCAGAAAGAUGAAAUCAUUAGGUAAAUCUUCCAAAUGGCCAUCUUAUGACUCGCUUCCCUCCACCUCAAGCUUCCCCCCCAGCGAAAGCGAACAGACUGAGGACGAGGCAGACAUCUUCUCUGAGGGAGAAGGGGACGGCGUAUUAAAAAGCUCGCUGCACUCAAAGUUUAAUGGCGAUCAAUGUGAACUAUACCCGGAUGAAGCCAAACAUUUGGUUCCUGAAGUGGCUGCACUGAGGUCAUCAACUCCAGGAGACUUGACCUUCGCUAAGAAAUGUGCUGAUUUGCACAGGUUUAUCCGCCCUUUGCUGCAGCUCCUACAGGGAUUACAGACUGGACGGUUUGACAAAGGCUUAACCAGCUUUCAGCAGAGUGUUGCCAUAGACAGAUUACAGCGAAUUCUUGGGAUCCUGCAGAAACCUGAAAUGGGUGAGAAAUACCUCCAGAAUCUGCUGCAGAUAGAGAUGCUGCUCAAAAUGUGGUUUCCUCGGGGGUCGUUCAAGUCCGAGGACAAAUCCAAGCAGACCAGCUCUGCCUCACUCGCUUUACAUCGGAGGAAAAAUCAGCUCCACAUGCCGGUCAAGAAGAGAAAGCUGAGCUGGUCAGACCCCGAUGUUGCCGACAGACUCCCGGCGAAGCAAAACCACACAGAACAUGAGAGGUGCCACGCUGCCUCUUCACCCGACACCGCCGCCGCUUCGACAUGUCUUCCUCUAGCUCCAGAAAAUCAGAUCACGGCAGAGGAGAAAACUGCUGACACAGAAGUGGAUAACUGCUCAGCAGGGCAAAGGUUUACAGACAGGACUGGCCCUUUAAGCAGGGCUUAUAUAUGUAGCAGGAGAGAAAGCGAGAACCCGAAGCGCACUGAGAUAUUUCUGCCCACCUCGCGCCGCAGCCCAGCUACGCAGGACUGCUUGGUGUCUUCGAGCAACAUCGUUCCUACGACUGACUUACCUUAACUGGCUGAGGCUGACCUUGCUAUCACAUGGAGGUAUCUCAGCUGGAGGGCGGACCCGAUUACAUAAGUAUAAGGUUUGGCUUGAAGCCAGUCUGCCAUGCCUGCAAGGCACAUUAAACCAGAGGAGGUGGAGGAAGAUACUUAUUAA
Poecilia latipinna (sailfin molly) is the source of this 1345-nucleotide messenger RNA. RefSeq names its product circadian associated repressor of transcription a (gene ciarta). Lineage: Eukaryota; Metazoa; Chordata; Actinopteri; Cyprinodontiformes; Poeciliidae. Gene Ontology annotation, molecular function: RNA polymerase II cis-regulatory region sequence-specific DNA binding. The coding region runs from base 248 to 1198 and encodes 316 amino acids. The record is from RefSeq and is a predicted model, not a curated record. Gene Ontology annotation, cellular component: nucleus. The transcript has 6 exons. Gene Ontology annotation, biological process: circadian regulation of gene expression; negative regulation of DNA-templated transcription.